Messenger RNA from Cygnus atratus (black swan), 1067 nucleotides. It is a transcript of the gene KNSTRN, whose product is annotated as kinetochore localized astrin (SPAG5) binding protein. NCBI's taxonomy places the organism in Eukaryota, Metazoa, Chordata, Aves, Anseriformes, Anatidae. The record is from RefSeq and is a predicted model, not a curated record. The coding region runs from base 120 to 791 and encodes 223 amino acids. The transcript has 8 exons. Gene Ontology annotation, cellular component: mitotic spindle; microtubule plus-end; centriolar satellite. Gene Ontology annotation, biological process: regulation of attachment of spindle microtubules to kinetochore; mitotic sister chromatid segregation; spindle organization.
GCGCAUGCGCGGCGCCGCCCGACCGUUGGGCGCCCGCUCCUGUUCAAACGGCUGCUGAGGGUGCGGGCGGGCCAUAAGGGAGCGGAGCGGAACCGGAGCGGAACCGGAGCCCUGCGGAAAUGCAGAUGGCUUUUUCUUCAAAGAAACAAUGUGUCGGUAAAACACCAGAUCCAGAGUUCAACAAAGAUCCUAAUUUUAACUUUAGCUCCAAUAUUCCAGUAGAUGGUGUCUUCAAAGCUACAAAUCAAGGGUUUCCUAAAUCUGCCAAGAAAGUAGAACCACUUUUGAAGAAGACUGCUACAAGAGGGCCUCUGAGCAGAUACAAACUAGAAGCAGAGCUGAAAACCAAGAAUCAGCUGCUAGAAACAGCCAAGCAGCAGUUACACACCAGACUAACAGGAGCACAGAGCACUAUAAAGGAAUUAAAGGAGGAGAAUGAAGGCCUGGUGCAAGAAGUCGAGAAGCUCAAGAAAUUUCAGGAGACGUGCAUGGUCAUUUUAGAAAGCAGAAACAUUGAUCCUGUUACAGGCAGCAACAUUGUGGAGGAGGAAGAAAAGACAAAGGAAUGCCAGAAGCAGACAAUGCUGUUGACUGAGAAGCUCAUAGCAGAACUGAGGGUAUUUAAUCAAACGGCUGAAAAAGAAAAGGAAGCACUUCAGACGGCAAUGGCUAAGUGGAAACUGGCAGAAGAAGAGAGGCAGCAGUCCCUGGAGAAGCAUUCUUCCUUCCAAGCAGAAAUAAAGGAAUGUUCAGCAAUACUCGAUGAGUUGGAGCAGCUCCUGGCUAUGUGAGGCACAAGGAUGGACUGCGCUGCUGUUUCUCGUUUUACUCCUAGUUCAGCGGUCUCUACUUUAAAACCUGGUCCCUCUGUCAGGUCCAAAACAGUGAGCUGGGCAGGCUCCAGAGCAAUCCCUGGCGGAAUAGCACCUGCGGUGUGGGAACAAAGUAGCAGCAGCAUUGGCGAAGCGCUCAGAGCUCCUGUUUUUUUCCUGGGGCUUAUCCUGGACUCUUUCGUAGUAAUUUUUUAAGUGUUAAUAAAGUGUUUUCGAUUAAAGCUUUCGGAAAGA